Molecule: messenger RNA, 2194 nt
Organism: Lytechinus pictus (painted urchin)
Lineage: Eukaryota; Metazoa; Echinodermata; Echinoidea; Temnopleuroida; Toxopneustidae
Exons: 3
Coding region: 417-1823 (468 amino acids)
Source: RefSeq, a predicted model, not a curated record
AGAAAUCGAUAGAGAGUGAGAACAAGAAUGAUUGAAAAGAAGAGAACCACCGAACAGAGAAGAAGAAAGAAAGACGGUCCGAUGGUGGGUGUACCGAACACUAGCUCGAUGGCGUGUAGCCUGAUCUAUUCACCAAUAUCUCCAUAAAACGUGCACAACUAAAUAUGACGAAGAAUAUCAUUCUCUUGGUAUAUUUGCGGUCUCUGGUGUCAUUGCUGACUAUAUUUGAGUAAUAUAUACAUACCGUCUAAACUCAAAUACUACAAGCAGUUUGGGUCUACGUAGUAUAUAUGUGACUGACGAUGUGGAUAUACCGGAGUUUAUGAAGUUCCAUGGCGCUACGCCCAUCACCUUAGUGCUUCCGGAUGGCGAGGCAACUCAAUUUUGAAUUCUACAGAUCGUAAAGGAUAAUUAUCAUGGCUGAUAACGUAAAAACGGAUCAGUGGCGUUGGAAGAAUAGCAGCGAACAUGAUCGUUCUCGGCGUGACGAAGUCCAUCAUCAUGGCGAAAACCAAGACAACUCCGUCGUUCUUCGCAAGAAGAAUCGUGAUCAACGACGUCGACAAGAGAAGAUGAAGAAAAGAUGGAGCGUUCGACCGGAUGUCAACCUCACCUUGGUCCCUCAAGGAAUGCAAUGUAAGAUCAUCACCGCUAUCGUCUUCAUAUUCUUUGGUUUAUUCUUGACAGCAGCAGGGGUCGUGAUCUUGAUCAUCUUGAAGAAUAUCUCCCACGUUGUCUGGAGUGUAGGCAUUGGAAUGCUUGUCUUAGGGUUUAUAAUAUUUGUUGUUGGACUGUUUUAUAUGUUGUUCAAGUGUUGCUUCAGGACUUCAACCAGGUACAAGCAAUACAAGGCGCAGUUCAAAUCCGAUGGAAAGUACCAGAUGAGUGACGUGUCCGAACAAUCACCUGAGAUUAAAAGAUCUCCUGUUAAGUCCAGCAUGCACUAUACGCAUCAAGGAACUUCUUCCAACCAUCAAAGUCAUAUGGGUGAUCAACCAUCGGAUGCAACAACCAGGACUUAUGUAACUGCUACUGAAAACACUCCCUCCAUGCCGAAUUCAUCGACACGACCUCUAUCAACACCGCAAUGGAUUACACCAGGGGGUUAUCGUCCGAUGAUGGUCAACGAUCUCUCUGAAUUCACAAUGGAUAUGCAGACGGCAGACGAAGACCACUUAGAUGAUAACGGUCAUGGCCAAGGCACCCCACCCCAAGAGUCCCGUCGGGAGGAUACCCUCAGCGGGGACUUUGCCAAACUAGAAGAUGCUUUGCGUGAACUGAUUCUUAAAAAAUCAAGGGGUGGCGAGACGGAGCAUCUAAUGAGAGGGCCCAUAGAUACGUCGACACCUGUUAACCCCAAGGCACAGACACACUAUAGAGUCCAUAGAGUACCAAUCAACAUAGAAGGAGACCCUAGAGGACACAUACCCCUAGAGGUGGGGGACCAGAGGGUACAUAGCGUACCCAUUAUGAUUGAAGGUGAUCCUGGGGUACACGGUUUACCCAUGGAGGUAGGAGACCAUGGGGUACAUCGGGUACCUAUCAACGUUCAAGGAGACUAUGGAGCAAAUAGGUCACAUGCAGGGAUAGGUGACCAGGGGGUACACACUGUACCCAUCAUGGUUGAAGGGGACCACGGGGUGCACAGAUCAGAGGUAGAAGGUUCUGGCCAGGGGGUACAUAGGGUGCCUAUCAUGGUUGAAGGGGAUCCUCGUGCGACCACGCCCACCCCUAUCCCACCUUCUUACGAUCAGGUUUUAAGAAACUACCGUACUUACUCUCGCUCUGCAUCGCCAACUAGGAUAAUGGAAUCGGAUGUUUGAAUGGUUACUCAUACAGAUAGACAAGAACAUGAGAAGAUUGUUUCAGAAAACCCCUCUGAAACCGGAUGGCAGGGAAAGAAGAUGAUGGUAGAUUCAGCGAAAUUAAAUCUGAGCAUGCUCAGUCUUAUGGAAAUGUACUGAGCAUGGAUUUUUACCAGAUAAAACGUCCUGUUUGUUCCUUAUUUUCCUUAUUUUCCUUAUUUUCACGACGUAAGCAUUAUCUGCUAUCUUAAACAAUUUAGGAGCAUACCAACUAUUUCCGAAUAUAUUUAGAUUUUAUAAGCGUUCAAAGUUCUAAUUUGAAAAGGGUACAGUUGAUUUACAUGUAAGGUGGCUAGUGUUUUGAUUUAAGAAGACUGACCACUUCAAAA